AUUCAGGAGGUAUAGCUUAAGUCGAUUAGAAAUCAGCUACCGCUGAGCUUAAACCGUGAAUCACAGCCAUCGAGGUAGGGCCACAUCGAUCAAUUCACUGAUGGCCGUGAUUCACGGUUUUAGCCGAGGGCUACUCCAAUGGGAGUAGCUUAUUUUUUAACUCUGACUUCACGGUCGAAGCAGCGGAUGUUCUCUGUUGUUCGAAAUCAAAACUGAUCCUUCGAAGUGUUUGAUUUGAUGGAGUUACGAUCCUUGCUUUUGUGUGAAUGGAAAAGAAGUCGGAAAUUGGAAGAGAAGAUUGAUGGAGAGCAGCAAAUGGAUCGCGACGGUGGCCAGCAUAUGGAUUCAGUGCACCAGUGGCUCAGCCUACGCCUUCGGUAUUUACUCACCUGUGCUCAAAUCCAGUCAAAGUUACGAUCAGUCUACCCUCGAUUCCAUCGCCGUCUUCAAAGACAUCGGUGCCAACGCUGGUAUCCUCUCCGGCCUCCUCUACUCUUCCGUCGCCGUCCGUCCUCGUUAUUGUUCGUCUUCUUCUUCUUCUUCUUCUUGGAUUAGCCGGGUUGGAGGGCCGUGGGUUGUUCUCACUGCCGGAGCUAUCCAGUGCUUCACGGGCUACUUUCUUAUCUGGCUUUCGGUCAUCGGAGUGCUUCCUCGACCGCCGGUCCUACUCAUGUGCUUGUUCAUGUUUCUUGCUGCUCAUGCUCAGACAUUCUUCAACACCGCUAACGUCGUAACCGCCGUCCAGAAUUUUCCUGAUUAUGGUGGCACUAUCGUCGGCAUCAUGAAGGGGUUUCUUGGUCUUAGUGGAGCAAUACUGAUUCAGGUAUAUCAGACAAUAUUCAGGGGCAAGCCAAGCUCCUUUCUUCUCAUGCUUGCUUUGUUGCCAACCAUCACUCCCCUCUUACUAAUGUGUUCUGUAACAAUCCAUCCUACAAAUGGAGGAGAUGACAAAAGGCACUUGAAUGGUUUUUCACUUGUUGCUUUGAUAAUUGCUGCUUAUCUCAUGGUCAUAAUAAUCUUGGAAAACAUUGUAACUUUCAAAUUGUGGAUGUACAUACUUGUGCUUGUAGUACUCCUCUUGUUGGUAACCUCCCCUCUUAGUAUUGCAAUUGGAGCUCAGCGGAGGGAUGUUGGUAGGUUAUCAUGGACUAUGGACCCUGAGGGGACCAGAGCAAUGGACAAAUCAGAUCCAUUGGAAGCAGAGAAGUAUCAUGACAUGCCUAGUGAUACCAAUCAAGAAUCCUGCACUCAUGAAAAGAGGAUAAGGCCAUGGGGAGAAGACUUGAAUCUUCUGCAAGCCAUUAGUACAGUUAACUUCUGGAUGAUAUUCCUCGCCAUGGCAUGUGGUAUGGGAUCUGGACUGGCCACUGUGAAUAAUAUCAGCCAAAUAGGAGGAUCUCUUGGUUACUCUAGUGUGGAGACAAGUACUUUGGUCUCUCUUUGGAGCAUCUGGAACUUCCUUGGUCGUUUUGGAGCUGGGUACAUUUCUGAUUAUUUCUUGCACUCGAGAGGCUGGGCAAGGCCAUCAUUCAUGGUCAUCACUCUGGCAACCAUGAGCAUAGGUCAUAUAGUUAUUGCAUCUGGUCUGCCUGGGGCUUUGUAUGCAGGAUCAAUUUUGGUGGGCAUUUGUUAUGGUUCACAAUGGUCAUUAAUGCCCACUAUUAGCUCUGAAGUAUUUGGUGUACGGCACAUGGGUACCAUAUUCAACACCAUUUCCAUUGCAAGUCCACUUGGAUCAUAUAUUCUCUCUGUGAGGGUUGUUGGUUAUAUUUAUGACAAAGAAGCAUCAGACAGUGGGAAGACUUGCAGUGGUGUUCACUGCUUCAUGUUAUCUUUUUUAAUUAUGGCAUCAGUUAGUCUCUUGGGUUUUCUUGUUGCUUUGGGAUUGUUUUUCCGGACAAGAAAAUUAUACAAGCAGGUAGCAUAUAGACAACUGCAACAUUCUGCAAAUCAGUAAGUUUUGUUCAAGCAAAAGUAAAUAGCCAAUGAAACGUUUUUUCAUUGUUUA
Molecule: messenger RNA, 2008 nt
Organism: Nelumbo nucifera (sacred lotus)
Lineage: Eukaryota; Viridiplantae; Streptophyta; Magnoliopsida; Proteales; Nelumbonaceae
Product: protein NUCLEAR FUSION DEFECTIVE 4-like
Cellular component (GO): membrane
Source: RefSeq, a predicted model, not a curated record